UGGAAAAGAGCUCUUCCACUGCCAUUUUUCGCGGGAGGCAGGAAACCAGAGGGGCUUCCUGGUAUUUCUGGUGGGAUAGACACCCUUCAAACGCAUCCGGCUGGCACUUCAGCUCGUUAUUUUUCUCUCUUUGACCCAAGCACGAAUACUCCUUUUUAUUCAGCGUAUAAAGUUACUCGCGAUCAAGCAGUUAGAAUUGGGACAUAUGGAAGAAAGGAUGUAAAUGGUAAAUGGAGAAACCCUCAAGGUAUGUAUUUAUAGAGAUUAUCUAUUUUACUGGAAAAUGUUUGAAAAUGAUGCAAGAUUUCACAGAAAAAAGGGAGUUCGGUCUCCUUAUGCUCAGACGGCCCCUAAAUCCGCCGAUGUUUCUCUUAAUAAACUGCUGCCGUAGUGAGCGAGCCUGAAGCGAGCGAACGAGGCAGCUCUCUAAUCGGCAAAAAAUCACAUUAUAGGGGCAUUGAAUCACGUUUUCUUGCCAAACGCAAGGAAUUGUGGUUAUGUGCGAAUGAAACAUUUAGGAUGCGCAAUGGACUCGCAAGGAAUUUUGGUUAUGCGCGAAUGAAACAUUUAGGAUGCGCAAUGGACUCGCAAGGAAUUUUGGUUAUGCGCGAAUGAAAUAUUUAGGAUGCGCAAUGGACUCGCAAGGAAUUUUGUUAAGUGCAAAUGGAAGAUUUGGGAUGCGCAGUAGACUCGCAAGGAAUUGUGGCUAUGCUCGAAUGGGAGAUUUAGAAUGCGCAGUGGAUUACCACGUGCUUUCUUCUUACACUGAUUUUCAACUGCAAUUUGAAUAAUUUGCAAUCUCGUUAAAGUAAGGCAACAACCGGUCUAAUUAGAAAACAAAAAAUCUUUGCACGUGCUGCAUACUUUUGCAGUUGGCCGACACUUGUCGACCGAGAAUCGAAAGCAUUCAUGAUAAAUUUAUCCUAGUCGAUGCCAAGGCAGAAUGAAAGAAAAGUUCGAAACCUCUAUAUAUUUAGGUUGGUUUUUUCGGAAAACAGAACAAGCUAAGACCAGCAAAAUAGCGUAGCAUAUGGACAAAGAAAUAGCAUCACUGCAUGGAGCAAGCAGCCGUUUAAUAUCUUAAAGUGACUUAUGUUACAAAAUUUAAGGCAAAUCUCUUAAUUAAAGUGCCGCUAAAUGAGGGUUUUCCAAAAUCGCUAAACAAACAUGUCGCCAAAAUUUCAUGUAAUGAGGUAAAAUAAAAUUGAAAAAGGUAACAUGACCUAUCGUUGUUCAUAGGUAAUCCUGAUGUCGACAAGGCUUACAAAGAAGCAAUCACAAAGGAUAAGAAACCACUAAGCAGAGGCCAUAUGAAUCCCUUGGGAAUAAACUCGUUUGAUUUGAACUUCAUGAAGGCUACAUUCACCCUUACCAAUGCAGUACCUCAGUUUCAAGCAUCAAACAGUGGCCCCUGGAAGGAUUUUGAGACAAAAAUACGAGAUUACGCGAAAAAAGUUUGUGGUCCGAGAAAUGGAACCUUGUAUCUCCUGACAGGAAGAUCUGAGAACGGCAUUAUACCCGAUCCUCAAAACCGUUACAAAGUUGUUCACGAUACUUCAUGCACCGUACCAAAGCCCUAUGUCAAGGAUAAAUUUCUCGGAGGUACAGUGAGACUUGAAACCCCUCGUUCUGUUUGGACAGCGGGCUGCUGUGUGUGGACGGAGCCUGGGAGGGUGUUUGGAAGGUUUUGGCCGGCGAAAAAAGCCCAGUCCUUCGCGGUAAUGAGCAACAACCAGAAGGAUGGAAACAAGCUGUACCAGACACAAAUGAGUGUGCGCCAACUUGAAGAACUCCUAAGGGCACCUUUUUUGCCGGAAACGGUAAAUUUGUUCCCAGGAGAUAAAAACUGCAGACGUCCUGCGAACCAUAAAAAGCUUAAGUAA
This is a messenger RNA of Porites evermanni, 1883 nucleotides long. The record is from the annotation of a GenBank genome assembly. Lineage: Eukaryota; Metazoa; Cnidaria; Anthozoa; Scleractinia; Poritidae.